AUGACGAGACCGUCAAAACCGAAACUGGUUUUGCUCGGAGAUGCAAAUCCUAACUCAUCUGCAAACAACGAUUUUGUGCAACCUCCAUCUAUUUUCCACUUUUAUCCGGAUGUGGAAAUUACGCUUUACUGCUCAACUCCACGAUAUCAACUGUUUUGUGAGCGAGCAGAUCAAAUUGCCAAUGGUGUGCGAAUAAUUCGUACGGCAUUCCGGGCUAUUUUACACUUGAACAGAGAUAAAGAAAGUUCCCAUGAGGUUGUUUUACCGCAUACCAUGCGAACAACACCACCCAUGAGACAUUUAAAUUCAACUGACCCAGACAAGUUACAUUAUGCCUGGAGGUUUCGCUUACGACGUGAGUAUAGUGGAGCCUACGUCACCUGUGAGGUACAACCAGAACUUAUUCCACCCAUCCUCGUUCCAGCAGCAUAUUGGGAUUGGUUGUCCUCAGAAUUCAGUCCACAUCGAAUUCAGCAGAUGAUCAGUGUUUCCGAUCCAAUCGCACUCCAUUUGUACAUCGAAUCCGGUUAUAUUCAGAUAAUUCCCGAGCCCACUCGGCACGCAGGAGAUCCGGAAAUCAGUUCUGUUGUGCUCCAGCCCACACAAACGUUGAGUUGCCAGACCAAUAUAGCAACAGAAAACGGUCCAAAUUUAACAAUCUAUCCAAUACUGAACAACAAAAUUGAGCUGGCCGUGAGAUCCGAUUUAUCCGCAUCUUCAAUGUGGCUGGACAAGGGACGAGCGACUCCAGAUUGGGCUAGGAUUUCUCACACGAAACUUGUGCGCUUGUAUGUGCCUGCGGAUCCAAAAGUGUUUGGCACCUAUCUGAUAUAUUGUGCUGUUCCCGGCACGAAGUUCAGUAGGGUGAGUUGA
Molecule: messenger RNA, 873 nt
Organism: Opisthorchis viverrini
Lineage: Eukaryota; Metazoa; Platyhelminthes; Trematoda; Opisthorchiida; Opisthorchiidae
Exons: 1
Coding region: 1-873 (290 amino acids)
Source: RefSeq, a predicted model, not a curated record